AACGACCCUGGAGAUUCUGGACAUCAAGGGCCCGAGUGUGAUCGUCAAUGGCUCGGUCUCGAUGCUCGUCCUCGACUGCGACUACGACCUGAGAGUAACCGGCCGGGCUGGUCGUCAAGUGGUACUACAACCGCCAGCCGUUCCCCGUGUACCAGUGGAUUCCUAAUAACGGUCCCCAGGACCUGGGACUCCUGAAGGGGCGGCUGGACCUCAAGCACCAGGUGUCCGAGGACGAGUACAUGAAGCACCGCGCCCUCGCCAUCGUGAACCCGACCUCGGAGCUCACGGGCGAGUACACCUGCUGGAUCUCCUCCUUCGAGAGCGAGGCCUACAAGAGGAAGAAGAUCAUCAUUUACUCGCCUGCAGUAGACAUGUCGAUGACGUAUUCCAAGCCCAAGGAGGAGAGUGUGAUCAUCUCGUGUCGCGCGGGGGGCAUCUACCCCUUGCCGGACAUCACCAUCUCCAGGAGCUCUGCAGCGUCCAGAAACCUGAUCGAGGACGCCAAGGUGGACACCAAAUUUCUGCCGGAACAGAAAUCCUACAACGUCAGCAUCGACCUCGAAGUGCUGGACUACGAACUCGACUCGGAGACCAUGUUCGAGUGCGUCCUCACCAUCCCCGGCACGGAGUAUGAGGUCCGUGAGGAAAUACUCUAUUUCCCCGGGCCUUCAACCACAACUACUUCUACUACUACUACCACCACCACCACUACUACCACAACAACUACUACUAGCACUACCACAUCGACCACCUCCGUCCCAGAUUAUGCUGAGGAUGAGGAUGAGGAUGAAGAUGAUGAGGAAGAACAGGUUGAACAGGAUGAUGGUUAUGAUAAUAGCUUUGAAAAUGAGGCCAGCCGGUCCAAGGGCGCGAGGCCCCACGUUGCCGAAAGUGUGUCAGGAGCUGAGGCAGUGAAGUGCAGCUUAACGGUGAUUGCCCUUCUACACACCGUGCUCCUCUUGCGCCCCUUCCUACAAUGAGCUAGAUGAGGGGUAACUCGUCUGUGUAUAGUGCCCCGUCCCUUCCUGCAUCUCUCUGCCCCUAGUUUUCGCUUGGUUGGUCCUCCUGUCAAGAGAAGAUAUUUCAUCUGCUACAAGAUUAUAAAUCAUAGGACUAUCCGUGUUUACAACUGAAAUAUAUCAUACACAAAUAUAUUUAUAUUGCCCUGAGUGCAUGAUGCUCGUCUGUGUAAAGGCUGUUACUUUACGGUUUUGAUGUUUUAGGCAAAAAGGAUUUUCCAGUGUCAUGGGCGAGGUCCGCUAGAUCUCCUAUUGCGUUGCACUGGCUUUGCUAUUCCAGAGAGAGAGAGAGAGAGGGAAAGGAAGAUUAAAAAAUAGUCUUUUUUCUCUCUUUUUUUUCUUUGGAUUAAGCCAAUCUAGCUCUGGAUUUCAAUCACAGUUCACGUGCUGUUGUAUUUCUCUCUGAGCAUGUACUCUGUGUGACCCUGAAUUAUUUUGUAAACUAAAAUGGAAGAAAAAAAAACUAUACAGAAAGAAAGAAAGAAAAAAAACAGACAUUUCUAUUCUUUAUGAAAACUUUGUAAAUGUUGCGAUGUAUUGUAAGCUAUGAGUUUCUGAGUUUUUAUUUUUGACAUGAAGAAAGGAUUAACAGAGAAAAAAAGUUGAAACAUUGAGUGGUUUCGAUGAGCGUACAGUUGCACUUACUUUGCACUCAGCGGUGUUUUGAAACGUGAAGGAAAAUGCACGAGGGAGUGUUGCCAAUGUGUGAAGCGAAGGGAUCUUAACCAAAAGUUCUGUUGGAAUUCGUGUUGGAAUUAACCCCAUGUGAUUAUAGUCAUUUUUCUUUAUAUUUGUCAUAUAUUUUGUUUGUUUUUGGUUCAACCGCUAGUCACCUGACAACAAACUUUUUUUGACAGAAAAUAUCGGCGAUUUUGAACAGGGUCAGAACCCCCCCCCCCUCCUCCUCCCCUCGAAUAUAUAUUUUUUUCAUGUACUUGGUUUGGCUUGUAAACACUCCCACUACAAGCGACACACAGCCUAGGUCAAAGGUCACAUGAACAUUGCAGCUGUUCGGUAUACUUGUGCACCCUGUGUUCCCACUGUUCAGCAUGUUCUUCAGCGCAAACCAAAAAAGCACACAUAUGUAAUGCAGCCAGUAUUUGUUAAUUACUGUACUUCCUUUUUCCUUUAAGAGCAUAUAUUUUUAUUUUCAGCUUACAUUUAACUAGCUGGUUAUUAAUUGUUUUCUCAGUGUUCUCCUUAUGAACCAAAUCCAGCUGGUGAUUUUUUUUUUUUUUUUUUAUUAAGUCUCCGUUUUCUUUGCGAAGGUUCCUCAUCUUCUGUUGCGGGAUUGGCAACUUUAACCGCUUCCUUAUCGGUGAUUGGUGAUUGGCGAUUGGUGCAGAUCAUGGGUCUAAAUCAAUCAAGUAUCUCAGGGUAAGGUCAGAAUAAGAAUCUCGUAUAAGGCCAUUGUUAAGAGUAGAUACACUAUUUCCCUCAACCUCUGUAAGAAACGAAGCCAGAAUUCCCCCUUCAUACACUUCAAACAAAGUUACACGCGAAUUUCGUACUUAAAAAGGCAUAAAGAAACCCCCACGCCCUUGAACUAGCAAGCCGAAAUCGUCAAGGUCUUCGAAAAAACCCGAAGUUUCCCCUCAAUCGGAUCCCAUUUUCUGUGCAAUCAAUCACCGGACUCAAUCGCCGGAAACAAAGAAGAUGGAAGCACUGCCCAGCCAAUCACACGCGGCGAAGGCUGAGGGCGCGCGGAAGUCUCGGCGACAGUUCCGAUCCGUGAAAUUUCGUCUUCUCUCUUUUUUUUUUAUCUUCUCGUUCUUUGAAUUGUCUCUCUCUCUCUUUCUCUUUUAUCUGUUGCCUUUUGGACUGAAUCUUCACACAGUUACGAAGGAUCUGAUAUUUCUUUCUUCACUGUGCAGUUCAUUUUUGCCGAACCAAUUUACCUGUCCUCUUUGUCACUCGAUCUAACAAAAAUCAGAACGGAGACGAAGUGCACGGAUUCGAACGCGCCGUGGCACCGGAAUAAGGGAGUUCCACCAACCAAAUUAGACGUCAAAGCGAGGUCAAGCGAGGUCGCGCGUGUAGGGGGGUGGGGUCAGGGGUAGGGGAAGGUCCUCCAGUUAAGAGUCGAGGUCUUAUGAAGGAAAGGAAAGGGUCUUAGAAGGCGCAAGAAUAUUCUCUUUUUUCAUCUUGUGUUUUAUUGGAUGCUUGUUAGCAGUUGUGUGAUAUAUUUUCAUGAAUUUUUUGGUUUUUUUAUUAUUUGAUACACAACGGGUGGAAUUCCCUUUUUAGUUUAUUAUGUAUAUACGUUUUUUUUAAUUGUCUGUUCCUAUAUCGCUCUGUACUGUAUGCAUAUCUGCUUUCUCUCUCUCUCUCUCUCUCUCUCUCUCUCUCUCUCUCUCUCUCUCUCUCUCUCUCUCUCUCUCUCUCUCUCUCUCUCUCUCUCUCUCUCUCUCUCUCUCUCUCAUGCCGUGUCAUUGUUUUGAGUUCCUAUGCAGUGGAUUUAUGAGUGAAGCAACAUCAAAAUAUGAAAUAUCGACAAAGUUACAAAGUGAAAAAAUGGACAGCAACAAAUCACUGUCUAAGUCUCCUAAACUCAUAAAUAUUCUGCUUUGUCUAUUUUUUUUUCUUUUUUUUUUGGCGUUUCUAGUCCUCUCUUUUUUUCUUUUCUUUUUUCUACCAAGACGAAAGACAAUCAUAGGAAGUCUUUUGAGUAUUUCCCCGUUUUCUGUUGCUCUCUCUGUAGUAUAUUUGCUCUCUUUCCUGUUUAUCUAUGUCUGUGUCUUGUUCUGUCUCUCUCUCUCGCUCUCUCUCUCUC
Messenger RNA from Penaeus vannamei (Pacific white shrimp), 3792 nucleotides. RefSeq lists its product as uncharacterized. The record is from RefSeq and is a predicted model, not a curated record. Lineage: Eukaryota; Metazoa; Arthropoda; Malacostraca; Decapoda; Penaeidae.